Messenger RNA from Carassius carassius (crucian carp), 1909 nucleotides. RefSeq names its product N-acetylglucosaminyl-phosphatidylinositol de-N-acetylase-like. Gene Ontology annotation, molecular function: N-acetylglucosaminylphosphatidylinositol deacetylase activity. Lineage: Eukaryota; Metazoa; Chordata; Actinopteri; Cypriniformes; Cyprinidae. The transcript is spliced from 8 exons. The record is from RefSeq and is a predicted model, not a curated record. The coding region runs from base 184 to 1329 and encodes 381 amino acids. Gene Ontology annotation, biological process: GPI anchor biosynthetic process. Gene Ontology annotation, cellular component: endoplasmic reticulum.
AUAUUUGUUAAAGAUACGUUGAUCAACUCUGUCACGCAAUUGUGGCUUUUUGGGACAUCAACAUUAUUUGGGGUAUAAAGGUUGGAAAUAGAAAUAAUUUUAAAGUGUCCUACAGUAACAGAUCAUUUUUUGUGUGUGAACAAUUCACUCUACAGAUCUAUAGGAACCACUGGUGACGUAACGAUGUUCCACACGGACUCUUUGAUGGCGCGGACGAGAUGUUUGUUUUCGUUACCAUCAUACUUGUCUUUGUGGCUUACACUAUUUCUGUUUGUGUAUUACAGAUAUGGAAAGUUAUGGCCACUCUUACGAAAUAAAAUAUCCACCCCUUUAUACACCGUUGGAAAUUCAAAUUUUUGUCCAACACAAGUGAGGUCCAGCGCGCUCCCACGGAACCGCGAGGACGAGAAGCCGCGCGUGACCGCCAGCGAGACGCGAGCUCUGUUCGUCACUGCACAUCCAGAUGAUGAAUGCAUGUUCUUUGCACAUAUAGUCUUAAAACUUGUUGAAUCACACGCAGCUCUUUAUUUGUUAUGUUUGUCGACAGGCAAUUACAACAAUCAAGGACUCAAAAGGGAACUGCUUGACAGCUGUGCAGUUCUGGGAAUCCCAUCAAACCGUUGGAAACAGAAGGCAUCACAGCAUCCGACACAAGAUCAGGAUGCAGAGCAGAGUCAGGAAGUAGUGCAGAAUCAAAAGGCGGUGCAGAAUCAGCUAGUAGUGCAGGGUCCAGAUGCGGUGCAGAAUCAGCCAGUGGUGCAGGGUCAGGAUGCGGUGCAGAAUCAGCCAGUGGUGCAGGGUCAGGAUGCGGUACAGAAUCAGCCAGUGGUGCAGGGUCAGGAUGCGGUACAGAAUCAGCCAGUGGUGCAGGGUCAGGAUGCUGUACAGAAUCAGCCAGUGGUGCAGGGUCAGGAUACGCCUUCAGGCCAAAACCUGCCCUUCCAGGACCUUGCUGUUUUGUGGCAAAUAGAGCUUCCAGAUGACCCAGCGGUCCAGUGGAGCACUGCACUGAUCUCCUCUCUGAUCCUCAAACACAUCCCAAACUACAGCAUAAGUGUGGUACUGACAUUUGAUGGCAGAGGUGUGAGUGGACAUGCCAAUCAUAUUGCCAUUUACAAGACCCUUAGGCAUCUAGCUUCUGCUGGACGACUACAACAAGUCCAUGUCAUUGCUGAUGUCUCGCUGCUCUUCCUUCCUCAGGGAGCCAUGCUCUGUCAUCGUUCUCAGCUGCUGUGGUUCCGCCGGUUCUACAUACUUUUCUCACGCUACAUGUUUGUAAACACAUUCCAAGCCAUCACCGUGGAAACAAAGAAUGUGAAGAUUUAUUAGAUUAGUCUUGGGCACUGUUCCUGUCCAUAGGGCCAAAGUUAUGCACUGAAAUUUUUAAGUAAAGGUUUACUUCAUGUUUCUUAUUUCCUAAUGUAAGUUAAUUCCAAAUAUGCUGUCAUUAAAGUACUGUACGGUAUAUCAAUACGUUUCAGCCAACAUAUCCAACCUGCAGACACUAAUGGAGAGCUGCUAGCAUAAUGAACCUUGCAGACUUUAUCCCAAACAUUUAAAUAUUCUGAAAGACAGGUUUUAGGUUUAAGGGAGGUAAGCGCUUUAGAAAAGUAGCUGAAUCCAAAACACAGAUUGUGCCUUUGAGUAAUGCAGGGGAUGGAGGACAAAAUAAGAUUCUGAAUAUUGUCUACAUUUGUCGUUACUGUUGUUAUUUGGACUUAAAGUAGAGUUGACACACUGUUCCAGAUGGAUCAAUAAGUACUGUACCAAAUCUUAUGAUUCAAUAUGGUUUCAAAACUGACAUGUAUUUCUGACUUCUUCAAGCAAAACUGUAACUUUUGUAAUUCUGAUUACUUUAAAUAUAUGCCAAUGUAGAGGAAUGCAAUAAAUAUUUUGGAAAUAAAUCUGA